AUGGCAGAUGCCAUGGAUCCAGCAGCCGUUCCGGUGCCGCUGCUUGAUGAGGAGCGAAUCGAGUACAUCGAAGCUUCUCGCCAAGAAAUGGCGCUCAACUGCACCUUGACCGGCUUCCUCUUUGCCCUGCUCAUCGUCUUUGUCCUCUUCAGCACCACCAUCACCCGCAAGACUUUUCUCUUUUGGUGGCUCGUAGGAUGCGCCAUUGCGACCAUUAUCCAGGGCAUCCUGAUGGCUAUUGAAGCAAACGUCCUUUUCCUUGCCACUCAGUCGCAGGAGUCUUUGUCCCUUCAAAUCUCGACCAUGAUCCUCACCGAUUGGCUACCGCUGUUCAUCGACGCGAGUCUCAUCUUCAAAUUGCUUGCCUUCUACCCACGUUCGAGCGCCAGCAACAACAAGCGACUUGCCGUGGUGGCCUUUCCAGUCCUUGUCAAGAUCCCACGUCUCAUCUGCUUGAUGUACGUCGUCAUCACGUACUUCGCGAAACCCUCCAUCUUCAAGUCUUAUCUACUAGUCGUCGAGUGGAGUCUGCAGCUCGCAGACAUCACCUACUGCUGCGCUUUCCUAAUCUGGAAGCUGUCCAACCUUCGAGCUGCCUUCCACCGUCAGCAUCCAAAUUCGACAAACACAGCCGGUCUUCGCAACACUUCUCGCGUCAGGUCUCAGUUGCAAUUCCUGAUCGAGUCGAUCUGCUGCGCUUUCAUGCUGCCAUGCCUCACCUGCGCUCUUCAGAUUGGUCUGUACUACACGCAUCCAGAAAGUUUCGGACCGAUCGUCAAUUGUCACGUCUACCUCUCGUGCAUCGGUGCGCUGCUCGCCACCGUCUGGUCCUCGAUUCGCGAUCAGACGAGUCGUCGCACGCUCUUUCUCAACGGAUCGAGCAACGCUUCUUCGGAAAAGGGCAGCGGAGGAGACCCUUUACGUUCGCCAGGUUACAGACGUCAAGCAGAAUCGCCAAGCAGAAGCGAGACGACCAGAACGUUGUUGGAUCAAAUCUUUUCCGAUCCCAUGCACGACAUUGAGACGCAGCAGACGGAACCCAUGGAAAUGCUCAUGACCAACCCGUCCGUCAAUGAAGAGGCCGCCAGCUCAACCAUGAAGCUUAGAAACGUUAGAAGGAACAGCGCUACGCCCAAUGGCGCACCCACUCAGCUCCGCAAGGUCGAGCCCUACGAAUCAUCAAAGACGCUCGCGGGAACGUCGAGAUCCAAUUCGGUCGAGCGCAGCUCUGACGAGUAG
This is a messenger RNA of Ceraceosorus guamensis, 1239 nucleotides long. RefSeq lists its product as hypothetical. The record is from RefSeq and is a predicted model, not a curated record. Bases 1 to 1239 code for a protein of 412 amino acids. NCBI's taxonomy places the organism in Eukaryota, Fungi, Basidiomycota, Exobasidiomycetes, Ceraceosorales, Ceraceosoraceae. The transcript has 5 exons.